Messenger RNA from Cornus florida, 2821 nucleotides. RefSeq lists its product as uncharacterized. Lineage: Eukaryota; Viridiplantae; Streptophyta; Magnoliopsida; Cornales; Cornaceae. The transcript has 4 exons. The record is from RefSeq and is a predicted model, not a curated record. Bases 165 to 2546 code for a protein of 793 amino acids.
AUGUACAGAAAAACAGUAGUACACCUAUAGGCUCGCGCAUCCACGCCAUCUGAUUUUUUGAAUUUUUACAUAUUCUCUCUCUGGAAGCCUCUCUAUAUAUCUCUCUCUCUCACACACAAAUCGGUACUCCAAGCUUCAACCUUUCGUAGCAACAGAGGGUCACAAUGGUGAAUUCAAAAGGAAAGCGUGGUGCAUCUGCCUCCAAUUCUAAAUCCAAAACUAAUGAUGCACGUAACCUUGCUCAAAAUGAGACAACUGCGUCCUGUUCAAUGAAGACAAAUGUAGAAGAAACUGUGGUUGUUUCUGAAAUUGAAGAUGAGGAAAAAAUUGCAGUAGAAGAAGUGACGACUGUAGUAACCACAAUUGAAGAAGAAAAAACUGAAGUAAAUGCAAUAGAAGUAGAAGGAAAGGAUGAAGAAAAUGCAACUGAAGAAGAAGAUAAUAGUGAAGAAAAUGUAUUAGAAGGCGAAGAAGAUGAAAUUGAAGGAGAAGAAGAAGAUGAAAUUGAAGGAGAAGAAGAAGAUGAAAUUGAAGGAGAAGACGAUGAAAUUGAAGGAGAAGAAAAUGCAGCAGGGGAAGAAAAGAAAGAAGAGGAAGUAGAAGCAGAUUCCAAGGGAAAAACAAUGAAAUUGGGGAAAAAGAGCACAAGGAAGAAGGUGGCACAAAGGAAUUCUAAGGAAAGGAGUGAAGAAAGUGUAUUAGAAGGUGAAGAAGAUGAAAUUGAAGGAGAAGAAAAUGAUGAAAAUGCAGCAGGGGAAGAAAAGAAGGAAGAGAAAGUAGAAGCAGAUUCCAAGGGAAAAACAAUGAAAUUGGGGAAAAAGAGCACAAGGAAGAAGGUGGCACAAAGGAAUUCUAAGGAAAGGAGUGAAGAAAGUGUAUUAGAAGGUGAAGAAGAUGAAAUUGAAGGAGAAGAAAAUGAUGAAAAUGCAGCAGGGGAAGAAAAGAAGGAAGAGAAAGUAGAAGCAGAUUCCAAGGGAAAAACAAUGAAAUUGGGGAAAAAGAGCACAAGGAAGAAGGUGGCACAAAGGAAUUCUAAGGAAAAGAGUAAAGAAAAAGUAGUAGGAGAAGAUGAAAAGAGUAAAGAAAAAGUAGUAGGAGAAGAUGAAAUCGAAGAAGAAGAAAAUGAUGAAAAUAUAGCAGGGGUACAAAAAAAGGAAGAGAAAGCAGAAGCAGAAUCCAAGGGCAAAACAAAGAAAUUGGGGAAAAAGAACACAAGGAAGAAGGUGGCACUGGGGAGUUCUAAGGAAAGGAGUGCUAAAGAUAAAGAUACGCCUGAAUCAUCGGCCAAGAAGAAGGCUUCAAAAAAAGUUGAGACUAUGGGGAUGAUUUUCAUGUGCAGUUCGAAGACGAAGAAGGACUGCUACCGUUAUGGAGUUUUUGGUCUGCCUGCUAGCAAGAGAGAUAUGGUACAGAAGAUCUAUAAAGGAAUGAGGUUGUUUUUGUUUGAUGUUGAUUUGAGGCUAUUGUAUGGGAUCUACAAAGCAUCAGGACCUGGGGGUUACAACAUCGAGCCUGAGGCUUUUAAAUCUGAUUUCCCAUCUCAGGUUCGGUUUGCUGUCCUGAACGAUUGUUUGCCGGUGGCAGAGGAAAAGUUCAAAAAGGUCAUCAAGGAGAACUACUAUACAAGAAACAAGUUUAAUUGUCAUCUUACCUCUGAACAGGUGAAGAACUUGUGUAAGCUUUUUCUUCCUGCUGGCAAAGGGACUAGACCUAAAAAGUUGGCAAGAAGUCUUGGAGCAGAAACCCGUUCAUUUGUAGACCAAGACAGAAAAAGGGGAGCAGAAACCCGUACAUUUGUAGGCCAAGACAGAAAAAGGGGAGCAGAAACCCGUACAUUUGUAGGCCAGAAUAGAAAAAGGGGAGCAGAAACCCGUACAUUUGUAGGCCAGGACAGAAAAAGGAGAGCAGAGACCCAUACAUUUGUAGACCGAGACAGAAAAAGGAGGCGUGCUGUGGAUGAAGAGAAGCGCUCUGCAUAUGGUAGGGAACGUCGUUACCAUGAGCCUCCUGCUAUGUAUGAAAGAGGAGACAGAAAAAGGAGGCGUGCUCUGGAUGAAGAGAAGCGAUCUGCAUUUGGUGGGGAACGUCGGUACCAUGAGCGGCCUCCUACGUAUGAAAGAGAGGCAUUUGCAUCUCCACUCGCACCUCUGCCCCGAGUUGCACCUUUACCUCCACCUGCUCUUGCUCCUCCUCCGUCAUAUGCUUAUGAGAGGACCUUGGAGAUAGACCCUUACGGACGGGACCCACGCUUUGAGCAUCGUGGUCCUCGGCAUUCAGAGUUGGAACAAAGGCCCCGAGAUGAGAUUGAAUACCGUGAUCCCUACAAUUCAUACAGGAACCCUUUUUUGCACCGUGACCCACUGUAUUCAGCAGGCUUACAACCAGAUUACCAUCGUCCUGCUGUAUCGACAUCAUCUGAGUAUCGUCUUACAGGCCUUCCAUCUGAGUACCGUCAUGCAGCUGUUUUACCGCCCGAGUACAAUUCUGGUCAUGCAGCUGUUCCACUGCCCGAGUACACUCCUGGCCGAUCUUUGUACCGAUAUUAGAUUUCCAGCUUCAGAGAAUGAGGAACAAUACCGUUGGUCUUCCACCCCAGCAUCUUUAAGAUUUCUUUGGUUUUCAAUUCUCUUGCUAAGCUUUAUGUCGAGUUCAGGUAGUAACUUUUGACUUUGAUAACGCGUUAUUGUUGUUUAUUUUUUUGCAACAUUUAAAUUAUGCUUGGCGGUGCAAGAUUAGUGAGAUAAUCGUGGGAGAGAUUGUCAAAACCGGGUUUUCGAUACACUCUUCAGUUAAGAAUGCAAUCUCUAAAUUUUCUUUCGGA